GUCCAGCGAAGGCUGCCUCACGAAUGCCUCUUUCGAGGUUCACCAUUCGAUCGCCGAGAUCUAGCCGCUCUCCUCUCUUCAUCUCUGUCACCGCGCAUACCAGGCCAUGAAUACCACCGUCAAGACUCGCCCUGCUAAUGGAGUCGCCGUCACGGCCCAGUCAGUCGCCUCGGGAACGUUCGUGAGCACCCAGACCACCCAGCAGGUCAAUCCACCCGAGGUCGGCACAGCCGGACCUGCUGCGAUGGGAAACGUCUCGUUCAACUGGAAUUCCGUCCGAGGCAUGUCCAUCAACCCGCUGUCGAAUCCCAAGGGCGUCAAGCUCACCUGCGAGCUUUGUGGGAAGCCAGCCUACAUCCAGUGCAAAAACUGUCGCGUCACAUAUUACUGCGACCACGACCACGAGAAGAUCGACUAUCGCGGGAUUCAUGAAAAGAUAUGCUCGCUCCUGGUCCCGCUGAGAACGCCGGUGGCUGUCCUCGGCUCCGAGGAGGAGCGAGCGUUGCGGGAAAAGCAGACUCGACAGCGACAGGUCCAUCUUUUGGGCCUCACCAAGACGGAGGCGCACAAGAAGCUGUUUGAAGGCCAGUACGACCUCGCCAUCCCAGCGGCCCUACAGGCUCUUCGGUUUUCGAUGGACGUCUAUGGACAGAACAGCAUCGAGCUGGUGCCAAGCUAUCUGCUGCUCGGCGAAGCCAGCAUCGGACUCAAGCAGUACAGCCAAGGCGACGAGUACUUGUCUCUGGCCAAGUGGGCGGUGCUCAAGUCGGACCACUGCGACAACGCUGUCCGCUCGCAGCUCCACCGCAACCUGGGUCUGCUCUAUUCAAGCCAGGGCAAUCUGGAUGCAGCACUGGAGCAGCUGGCCAGUGAUAUCUACUACUCGUCACUCGAGAAGGGGCCGAACCACAUCUCAGUGACGGGCGGAUACUUUCAUCUUGGGAAUGUCUUCCACAAGCAGAAUCGUAUCCCACAUGCCUACGCUGUCUACGAUAAGGUUGUCGAGAUCUGGAUCGACUCGAUGAAGCACGGCAACGAGACCUUGGAUGAGGCACAGCAAGCCGAGGCCAUCCAGAUUCUGACCAGCGUGUACGCCUUCCAGACCAACCAGACCCUCGAGGGCGGUCUGUUCUCCAAGAGCGUCCGCAAGAACCCAUACGAUGUGCUGUAUGCUCUGGCACUCGUCUACCGAAGAUGCGGUCGUUUCGAUUUGGCCAAGGAGUAUGGCGACAAAGCCCUGAAAGGCUACCAGAUCAUGUAUGGUCCAGACAGCGCCCCGUGCGUCGAACUGACCGCCACAAUCUUCUCGGAGGAUGCUCCCCUCAAGACGCAAGAAGCACAAUGAAUCCAUGUUGUGUCGUGAUCAGUACCAGUCAUCAGAGCGGACGAGAGGAAUGGCACGGGACUAUUAUCGGGUAGAUUUGCUUGAGCACAACCAGAAAUGAAUCGUGGGAAC
Polychytrium aggregatum is the source of this 1456-nucleotide messenger RNA. RefSeq lists its product as uncharacterized. NCBI's taxonomy places the organism in Eukaryota, Fungi, Chytridiomycota, Chytridiomycetes, Polychytriales. The record is from RefSeq and is a predicted model, not a curated record. The transcript has 10 exons. Bases 107 to 1345 code for a protein of 412 amino acids. Gene Ontology annotation, molecular function: protein binding.